Messenger RNA from Rhinopithecus roxellana (golden snub-nosed monkey), 570 nucleotides. Its product is annotated as putative protein TPRXL. Lineage: Eukaryota; Metazoa; Chordata; Mammalia; Primates; Cercopithecidae. The coding region runs from base 1 to 570 and encodes 189 amino acids. The transcript has 3 exons. The record is from RefSeq and is a predicted model, not a curated record.
AUGUCCCUGACUCACCAAGCCCCCCAGCAUGACCCCAUGGCCUCCCCUUCCACCCAGAGCACCAGCAGCAGUGGUGGAGUCCCAGAAAUGUCCCUGGCUCAACAAGCUCCCCAGCAUGACCCUGUGGCCUUUCCUUCCACCCAGAGCACCAGCAGCAAUGGUUCAGAAUCAAAAACCUCCCUGGCUUUCCAAUCCUUCCAGUAUGACACUGUGGCCUCCUUCUCUGUCCAGUGCUUCAGCAGCAGUGGUGGAGACCCAGAAACCUUCCUGGCUCACCAAGCCCCCCAGCAUGACCCUGUGGCCUCCCCCUCCACCCAGAGCAGCAGCAGCAGUGGUGGUGAUGCAGAAACAUCCCUGCCUCCCCCCCAGCAUGACCCUGUGGCCUCCCCCUCCACCCAGAGCACCAGCAGCAGUGGCAGAGACCCAGAAACGUCCCUGGCCCAGCGACAACCAUCGCAGGAAGCCAGCGUUGUCCAAGCUGGGCAGCCUGAGGCUGUGAUGUCAGCCUCACCAACAAGAAGCUGGGGCUGCCGCAGGGCUGCCAGACCAUGCACCUUUCAAUUCUGUUAA